AUGGAAAGAUCCUUAGCAACUGUGAUGGUUCGGGUCGUGGAGCAGCUUUGUAAAAACAUUGAAACUGCAAUCAGUGCUUCUUUUUCGAACAAGAGCACAAAGGAUACAGGCAGCUCCAUCAUAGGUUUGAAAGAAGAUGUGCAGAGCUAUCCCGCCUGCUUCAUCACAAUGACAUUGGAGACUAUUACCACCUUGAUUCAUUUUUGCUUGAUUGAUGCGCCUGCCGCUGGAUCUACUACUCAAACAUCUACACCACCGCCAGUCACUCCAGCAGCUGGCGGAACUAGCGUAGUUGGGCAGGCAAUGGCUGUAAUACCCGGCACAAAAGGCGCGACGGAAUUAUUUUCCAAUUUGGUAAAAGUGUUCAGCUUCAGUGAUUCAACAUCGGGUGCUGGUGUAAAUCUUUCGAAAAUAGAAGGUUCGAGAGGGAGUAUUGCGCUGCGGCAAGCUCGCAACGAUAUGCUCACCUCACUCCCUCAUGCACUUGCUACUAUCUGCGAUUUGUGGACUGUGAUAAGGAGCAAAGAAGAACCGCGUCUGCCGUUAGGAUCACCGCAGCAACUUCGACAAUUAGUCUUAGAUUUACUGUCGCCUAUUGCUCAGCAUCAUCAGCAAGCGUUUCUUACAUCUCUUUCACUAGUUUGGCUGACACGAUCGGGGGCCGGUGUAAAUGCAUCCAGGAAAAUCGAUUCUGACCAGCCGAACUUUCAAUACACCUCCUCCCAGCAUGACAUUGCGAAUCUUCUUCUGAGUUUGAAGGUGAUAUCUUUUGAAGAA
Strongylus vulgaris is the source of this 777-nucleotide messenger RNA. NCBI's taxonomy places the organism in Eukaryota, Metazoa, Nematoda, Chromadorea, Rhabditida, Strongylidae. The record is from the annotation of a GenBank genome assembly.